GUAGAUCACAGAGUCGGUGGUUUAUUUGAUGUGUUUGAGAACUCAUUUUUGUUCUUAGUUUUUGUCACAUAAACAAUCAUCGUGGAGUCUACGAUUGAAAACCUGAUGAUGAGCAGGCAGACUGCAUCUGGAGGGAAAGGUAGAGGUUUAGCCCCGCCAUUACCCAACACCAGCAGUACUGACCUAGCCAGCUACUUCGAGUGUCCCGUGUGUUUCGACUAUGCAUUACCACCCAUUAUGCAGUGCCAGAGUGGCCACAUUGUGUGCCAGUCCUGUCGGCAGAAACUGGCAUCAUGUCCUACAUGCAGAGGUCCUCUUGGAAACAUCCGUAACUUGGCCAUGGAAAAGGUGGCUUCCACAGUUAGCUUUCCUUGCAAAUAUUCCAACAAUGGCUGUCCUGUGACACUGCUUCAUACAGAGAAAACUGACCAUGAAGAAACCUGUGAAUUUAGACCGUACACCUGUCCGUGUCCUGGCGCCUCGUGCAAGUGGCAGGGCUCGCUGGAAAACGUUAUGCCUCACCUUAUGCAGUCUCACAAGAGUAUCACCACAUUGCAGGGUGAAGAUAUUGUAUUCCUUGCCACUGAUAUUAAUCUUCCUGGUGCAGUGGAUUGGGUUAUGAUGCAGUCAUGUUUUGGUCACAACUUUAUGUUAGUUCUUGAAAAACAGGAAAAAAUUGAUGGUUUACAGAUGUUCUAUGCUAUAGUUCAGUUGAUAGGGACAAGAAAACAGGCAGAGAAUUUUGCAUACAGGUUGGAGUUGAACGGACACAGGCGGCGGCUAACAUGGGAGGCUACUCCGCGAAGCAUUCACGAUGGAAUUCAGUCUGCCAUUAUGAGCAGUGACUGCCUUGUGUUUGACACAAACAUUGCACAGCUGUUUGCCGAUCACGGCAAUUUAGGAAUAAAUGUGACGAUAUCAGUGUGCGAGAGAUAAAGCAGAGUAAUGUAGAGGGAUGUUCAGUGUAUCUUGUACGUGUGUGUACGUGCUUUACAUUUUAAGCACCUUUGUCCCCGUAGAUGGAAGAUUGGUGUAUUCCAUGUGGACCGAAAUGUGUAAUACCUGUUUGGCAUCAGGUAGCGUUGUUGUCUGACAUCACAUGACCAUAAACCCAGCAUUCGAAACAAGAACUUGUGCCAUGUGCGCAGUGAAAAUCUGCUUGGGCAAGCAAAAUGUACCUCAAGGGUUGUCCAGUGGACAAGUAGAAAUUUGCAGUGCAGUUUCUUAUUGAGCAGUCGAAAGCGUCGCCUUGCAUUUGAUUAGAUUAAAACCAGCCACUUGUUUGGACAAGUGAAAAUAUUGACCGACAACUACUCAUCUGGUGGACUUGUGUAAUAUUAGUUUUAUUUCUAUCACUGAAACUGUGCCCCAUUUCAUGCAGUGAUUGUGGUGUUACUAUCAUGAUAAAUACUUACCACAGCAAGUGUCAUGUAUGUAAGAGGACGUAUUUACAGUCAGUAUUUUUUUUUUUUAAUGGGUUCUUGUUUAUCAUGCCAACUAUCAAAUGUGACAUAAGGGAGGUAACUCUUUCAUUGUGCAGUUAUUGUGGAUUUGCCUCGGUGGUGGUGUGGUGUCAUGGUUAUGCUAUAGGACAUAAGGCUGGUAAGUACAGGGUUCCACCCAGAACACGUUUUAACAACUCUAAUGGAUAGGUACCGGCCUCAGUGGCGUCGUGGUUAGGCCAUCGGUCUACAUGCUGGUAGGUACUGGGUUCGGAUCCCAGUCGAGGCAUGGGAGUUUAAAUCCAUAUACUGACUUCAAACCCUGAGC
Messenger RNA from Gigantopelta aegis, 1770 nucleotides. Its product is annotated as E3 ubiquitin-protein ligase SIAH1-like. Bases 106 to 936 code for a protein of 276 amino acids. The transcript has 7 exons. Gene Ontology annotation, biological process: multicellular organism development; proteasome-mediated ubiquitin-dependent protein catabolic process. Gene Ontology annotation, molecular function: ubiquitin protein ligase activity; ubiquitin conjugating enzyme binding; zinc ion binding. Gene Ontology annotation, cellular component: cytoplasm. The record is from RefSeq and is a predicted model, not a curated record. NCBI's taxonomy places the organism in Eukaryota, Metazoa, Mollusca, Gastropoda, Neomphalida, Peltospiridae.